GCCUGGGGUGCCGUCGUCACACGGCGGAACCGAGCAGACAGGGGGAGGCACUGCGGCCGCUCGGGCUCGCCAUUCAGCUGCUGCUGACGCCGCUGCCUCCGCGGCGCCGGGACAGAGCCCCCCACCCCACCCCCGGGCAGGGCGGCGGGGCUGCGCCGAGAGCUCCGGGGGUUCCCGUUAUCAUGUCGCUGAGCCAGCGCCUGGCCGCGCUGCUGGUCUGCCUGCGGGACCCGCAGAAAGUGGCCAGCUUCCAGCGGCUGUGCGGGGUGGAAGAGCCGCGACUGCACGGGGCAGACGCGGCGGCCCCGGAGGAGAGGGGCGGCCGCAAUCCGGACCGGUCGGCCGACCCGGAGGGCGGCGGGGGCAAGCUCCGAGGCUGCGGCGCCAGGAACGGCGUGCGAAAUGGGCUGCCGGAGGCCGGCGGGGACACGGCCACGGCCAAGGCGGGGGAGCGCGAGAGCGAGGCGACCCUCCAGAAUAGAGUGCAGGGUCUGCGGCGCAACUCCCUCACCGGGGAGGAAGGGGAAGUGUUCGGGGUGCGGAACUGGCCCCUCUUCUACUUGUUCUCCUUUGGCACCGAGCUGGGCAACGAGCUCUUCUACAUCACCUUCUUCCCCUUCUGGAUCUGGAACCUGGAUGCUUUGGUGGGCCGGAGGCUCGUGAUCAUGUGGGUCCUGGUCAUGUACCUGGGCCAGUGUGCCAAAGACGUCAUCCGGUGGCCCCGGCCCGCCUCGCCGCCCGUGGUCAAGUUAGAGGUUUUCUAUAACUCGGAGUACAGCAUGCCCUCCACCCAUGCCAUGUCUGGCACUGCCAUUCCCCUCACCCUUGUCCUCCUCACCUACGGCCGCUGGCAGUAUCCUCUUAUGUAUGGACUGGUUAUUGCCACCUGCUGGUGUUCUCUGGUUUGCCUAAGUAGAAUUUACUUGGGAAUGCACUCCGUUCUGGACAUUAUUGCUGGAUUCCUGUAUGCUAUUUUUAUCUUAGCUGUCUUCUAUCCAUAUGUGGAGCUGAUUGAUAACUUCAACCAAAUUUAUAAAUAUUCUCCACUAAUUAUCAUCAGUUUGCAUUUAGCCCUGGGCAUCUUUUCCUUCACACUUGACACUUGGAGUACAUCACGAGGAGACACAGCUGAGAUCUUGGGCAGUGGUGCAGGAAUUGCAUGUGGAUCUCAUGUUGCUUACCAGCUUGGUCUCGUGUCAGAUCCUCCUCUUGAUAUGUUACCUUUAACUAUUCCCUCCAUCACUGUGACUCGUUUUGGAAAAGUCAUAUUACGGAUUCUAAUAGGAAUGGUAUUUUUGCUGCUGAUGAGAAUUGUAAUGAAAAAGAUCACCAUUCCAUUGGCCUGUAAAAUGUUUGGUAUUAAAAGUGAUGAUAUUCGAAAAGCAAGACAGUACAUGGAAAUUGAACUUACUUAUCGUUAUAUAACCUAUGGAAUGGUUGGCCUCUCUAUCACAUUUCUGGUUCCUUGCUUAUUUUACUUUAUUGGCCUUUCUUGAUGGCCUAUCACUUAUGGGAAAGGAUGGCAAUAUGUGAGAAUAAUUCUAAGGCAAAAGUCAGAUCAAUGCUUUUGCAGGAAUUUUACUUAAAUAAGUAUUUAAGUGAAUGUAAAACGGACAAUGCUUCUUACCACUGCAUCUAGAUAUUGUUUUGGAGAAUGCUGAGCAAUUUCAACACAGAGAAAGUUCUAGAUACCCCUUAGGUAUGAUGUUUUGGAGUGUUUUAUUGCUAUUGUAUAAUUUGGGUUAUGGAUCCUAUAUAUAAUAUAUAUUAGGUACAUAAUAUCAUGUACCUAAUAUAUAUUACAUGAGUCUUAAUAAACUAUGGGACUGUAUAAAUAAACAUAAAUAAUAUGCAUACAAUUAUGCCUUUGUAUUUGGAUUUAACCCCAGGUAUGUUGUGAUAACCUGAGAAAAAAAUUUCCUUUGUCUAGAAUGUGAGCCAUUUCCUAAUUUAAUUACAUAGUUAAUGAAAACAAAAUUAGUAUGCAAACCACUUAUCUGUUUAUUGCCUCCUCCUACUACUUUAAUUGCUAUGCUUGUUGAUCUAUAUUAGGAGGCAUUUAAUGGACCAAAUUUGAAGUAAAAUUAACUUUUGCAUUCAAAAUUUUUUGGUUUUUUUUUCUUUUAGUUCUGUGUACAAUGUAAAAUACUUUGGUUUGCAUUCAUUCUAGAUAUCUCUAUAAUGAUUCAGGUACUGUAUUUUACUGCUUAUUAAUUGUGCCUUUUUGUUGCUGAAUUAAGAAAUGCCAUGUAUGCUGUGAUGUAAAAAAAUAGGACUGAUAAUUUAUCUUCAAUGACCCAUAAUUAGGGAAAUAUUUUUUUAAACUUAUGUUGAGAAAAUUCUGAGGAGUUUAGAAGUAAACUGUGCUUUACACUGUAGCUUGCAUAUUAAUAAAUAGAAUGAACUAAACUUUCUCAGUGACUUAACAGCUAAUGGACUAUGUAGUCUAUAGGGUUUUUUGGUUGUUGUUGCAUUAUAAGUUACAGGAAGAAGAUUAUUUUUCUGCACGUUGUCUUGAUUGUAUUGCAGGUUAGUAUUUCUAGCAGGUGGAAAUAUAAUUGAAAUCUAGACUGGGGCAAUGGAACAUGAACUCAGUGUGCAUUUAUAACAUUCUUAAAUUAUUUCCAAAGGUCUAUAGUUGACAAUGUUGAUUUUUCUGGUUUAACCAUUUACUAGUGACUUAAGAUGGAAUAAAUAAGUUAAAAGAAACUAGUUGCCAGUAUCUCCAGAUCUUAUAAUUUUUCAGUUUUAUUUUUUCCUCUUUAUAAAAUGUGGAUACAGUAUUAGACUGUCAUUUAUUCUGUUUACUUUUUAUAGUUUGAAGUUUAAUUUCCUUUGAAAUUAGGUUAACAGUUAUUUCCUAGGACUAAAUUUCAAAUAUGAGAAAAUUACUACAUAAACAUCAGGAUAACGUAUUGGUGAUUUUAUUGCAGUAUUUGUACUGUAGACCCAGGAGUGUAGCCUUAAAAAUGUUUUUUGUUUUGACAGAUAACACUUUGACAGCUAACACUUAAGAGUUUUCCAGUUGAAAACUUGGGUUUAUGGCAACUGGCCUAAAAAUCAAUCUGUUAACUACAAUUCAGGCAUUAAAAUUUAUAGGCACUGAUUGAUAUCUGUUCUUUUAAAGAUGAGAAAGUAACUUUUCUUUUCCAAAUUGGAGUUCAGAAAAUGAAUUCAAGGGAAUAUUUUCCACGAUUCAGUUCUGUACUAUGCUAUGCAUUUAUAUCGAGUUUAAAACAAUAUUAGAUUCAACAUACUCAUUGUGUUUUAUUUUUUCUAUCCUAUGCUGAAUGUAUCUAAAAAUAAAAACCAAAUUUAAGAUUUUCUUCCUUCUACAGAUUUGUUUCUGUGCUAUUUGGUAGACAUCUUGAAUGGAUGGUAAAGGCUUUUUCCCUAAACAGUCCAUAUGUAGCUCAUUCAAGAUUAAACCGUUAGUUUUUGUCAUUGUCACAUCGUAGUUCUAUACCUAGAAGAGAUCUCUGGUGAUCUAGUCCAACUCCUUUUAUUGAUAAGGAAACUAAGUUAGUCAAUUAGUUAAUUAGCAUUCAUAUGGCACCUGCCAAUAGGCCAGGCACUAUGCUAAGCACUGGAGGGCCUAACUGAGGCCCUUAAGAGUGGAUGAACUUGUCUUGGUUUCAGAAGUAGUAACCAUCUUUUUGAUGGGAAGUGAAGGACUUCCUUUAGCAAUCCAAUGAGUUUCCCUUUUAUUCUUUUGUAAUAGCCUUGUAUUGUAGUGAAAUGCAUUGUUUCAAAGCCUCUCUUUAAAAAAAUUGUUAGAUCUUUGGCUAACAGUUACAGGAGUAAAGAAUAUGGAUUUAUUUCCAAAAUUGUGAUUUUUGGUAUUUGUAGUUGAUAUUACUAGCAUUCUAUGAAUGCCCCAAUUUAAUCAGCAUGCUGAGAAAAGAUAGUUUUUGCAAAUAGAACGAAGCUAUAAUGAGAGGGAUUUUUAGAGGAGUUGGAAAAAAUGUUAGUUUUACAAGGGUAUCAUUGAAAAAUGAUAACUCAAUGCAAAGUAGGCCUUUAAGGUUUACAAAGCACUUUCUUCACAAUAAUAACCCUGUGAAAAUAGAUAUAUAAAUUGUAUUAUUCCCAUUUACUAAUGGCAAAGCUGGGAUUCAGACUCAUAUCUUAUGACUCUAGAACCUGUGUUUUUUGAAGAAAUGCAGAAAACUUAAAUUAAGAUCUUAUGUAAAUUAUUAAUUAUGUCUACUUCAUAACAAGUGAAAUUAUAAGAUCUUUUAUAAAAGAUAACAUAUAUCUUUUAAGGACAGAAUAACAAUGUACAGCCAGUGAUCCAACGAUCUGUACAGAAUUAAAAUGAAAAUCUGUAACAAAGUAUUUGACAAAUAGUGAACCUAAUUCAAUCACAACCAAACAUCAUAAAUUACUUGGUAAAUGCUGUGUGUAAUUAAUUCUUAUCACUAGAAAUACAUUGAGCUUUUUUUUUUAAUUACUCAAAGCCUUUUUAUCCCUGUUAAUGAACAUAUAUGGUCAGCUUAUACCAAAAAUGUUUUAAAUAUAGCUUUAAAGGUGAAGUAGUGCUCUAGGCCUUCUUGCUAAUGAAUAGUUUUUAAAAACACGAUUAGAGGACUUUUUAAGAAAAAUUGAAGAAACUUGUGAGGCAAUCUGAAAGAUUUCCAGGUUGCUAAACUGGACAGUUUGUCAAGUUUUUAAACUAUUACAACUCCAUUCAGAGUAAAAUAGUUUGUUUUUAGUUUCUUAAACUGAAAUGAGUUUUUGCACCUAAUUUUAAUGAUUACAUAAAAUGUAAAUAAUUUAGCACAGCAAAAAGAAAAGGCAUUAACAUGCUAUUUUAAGGGGCACUUUUGGAAAGGUCUAUAGAACCCUGUAUAGAAAGCCCUCUGGGGUUUCAAAUAAUUUCGGUGUGUUAUAUUCUUUUCCCAUUCACUGUAAUGAGACCUCUUAAAAAAUUAACUUUGGAUACUUUUACAUUCACUAGACUCUACUGUACAUUGCAUUGUUAUAUUACUUUUUAUAACAUACGAAGAAUGUGAUUGUUUUUGUACUGUGGGACUACAGACUAGAAUGCUUUCCUUUCUCCCUCUUCAAAACUGCCUGUACAUAGAGCUUCUGCAUAUUAAAAAGUACCUACUUGAAGGCUCUUCUCCUAGCUACUUGAGACACAUCUGCUGUUGGAGAGAUAGCACCUGAUACUUUUGUCUCCUAUUAAGCCCUAGGACCAGCUUCCUCAUGGUUGCUACCUAUACUUUUCUUCCAUAGGGACCAAACAACUAGUAGGUAAAAGGUACAGACAAGCAGAAGCUUAAUUUUGCUAUUAUAAUAACUACCAUUUUAUUUCUUUGAUUCAUUUUUGAAUCUCCUUGCUGGAAAGUUAUUUUUGCUUAAAGUUUCCUAUUAAGUAGACUAGACGCUUUCUGCUUUUUAAAAUCUUUCUUAAGGGGCUUUAGCUAUUUGCCCUUGCAGAAUUCUAUUCAGCACUAUAUUCUCAGGAAUCUCUAGGACAUAUCCUCUAGGAAUUGUACGGGAAUUCUAUAAUUGUUUUUCCCAGCCACUUUCCUUAUGGGAACAAGAUUUUUUUUUUCAAAAAUGAAUUCUGAUAACUAGUUUCAUAUUGUCUAUAAUCUCAUUAUGUUUCUUCUUUAAAAGUUGUACAGCAGCUUAAACUUUUAAGAAAUUUCUGUAAUAUGUAUAAGAUAAUUCAUUGCUCACACUUUAAUAAUAACAAACUAAGAAAGAAAUUCAAGGUAAUUAACCAACCAGAGUGUUUUGAUUUCUCUCAAGUUUGUUUAAUGUACUCUGCUAUUUUUCUGUUGCGGAUCUGAGUGGUUUUGCUAUAUACUAGGGAGGUUUAAAAAAAAUAACCACAGCAGUAUUUAUUUUUCAGAUUUGAGUUUUCUUUAUUCAUUAGUCUAAACAGUUGACUUUUUCUGAUUUGCAAUUUGUAAACAAAUACUUCAGAUUCUGUAUCUUUAAGAUUUUUGUCAUUUUGGGUAUGUAAAUAUUUAAGGGCUGACAGUGAUUCAGGUACUUAAAAAUAAGCUUUGCAUGUACUAAGUACAAUAGAUCUAUUGUACAAAGUGUGAUUUGUAUCCAAAUCAGUUUUAAGUUGCCUAUUUACUUCAACGUUUAAAUCAGAUCUACAGAAGAAAAAUACAUUCAACUCAUACGGGAAUACAGCUGUUCAACUUCAACGUAAGUCUUCUAAGUCCCUUUGUUGAAUUGAAUUGAAAAUAAAAUCUUAUGGGAUUGACCAAUAUGCAAUAAACUAGCUACUUAAUAUAAACUAAAA
This is a messenger RNA of Trichosurus vulpecula (common brushtail), 6271 nucleotides long. It is a transcript of the gene SGPP1, whose product is annotated as sphingosine-1-phosphate phosphatase 1. NCBI's taxonomy places the organism in Eukaryota, Metazoa, Chordata, Mammalia, Diprotodontia, Phalangeridae. Gene Ontology annotation, biological process: phospholipid dephosphorylation; sphingosine metabolic process. Gene Ontology annotation, molecular function: sphingosine-1-phosphate phosphatase activity. The record is from RefSeq and is a predicted model, not a curated record. The transcript has 3 exons. Gene Ontology annotation, cellular component: endoplasmic reticulum membrane. Bases 183 to 1496 code for a protein of 437 amino acids.